GUCAGGCAACAGAUCGCAACGCCGCGUGGUGGCGACGAGGCGACGCAGGUAUUUUCUCUGUGGCGAGUGCUAAGACUUUUUGUCGGGAGUGCAGUGUGGUGCCGGGGGGGCUCAGUGAGCAGCAAGAAAAAAAAGACGAGUCGUGCUCUCCCGCUAUCUUUGGCGAUUCGUCGCGCCCGAGCAGGCAAGCAAGCGCCCCAUCUACAGCCAAGUGGACAGCGGCGACCCGGCGGCCCGAGCGACCGACUCCCCCGCCCGCGCACACAGGCUCGCCGACCGUAGCAGCGAACCGGAGCGAUACCGCGUCGCAGUAAGCAGCAGAUAUGGCCCUGAAAAGAAUAAAAAAGGAACUCGAAGACCUCAAGCGCGACCCGCCGGCGCAGUGCUCGGCCGGCCCCGUGAACGACGACCUCUUCCACUGGCAGGCGACGAUCAUGGGACCGCCAGACAGUCCGUACCAGGGCGGCGUUUUCUUUCUGACGAUCCACUUCCCGACGGACUACCCGUUCAAGCCGCCCAAGGUGGCGUUCACGACGCGCAUCUACCACCCGAACAUCAACAGCAACGGCAGCAUCUGCCUCGACAUCCUGCGUUCGCAGUGGUCGCCGGCGCUGACCAUCUCCAAAGUGCUGCUGUCCAUCUGCUCCCUACUCUGCGACCCGAACCCGGACGACCCACUGGUGCCGGAGAUUGCCCGCUCGUACAAGACCGACCGCGAGAAGUACAACGAACUGGCUCGGGAGUGGACACGCAAAUAUGCCAUGUGACCCGCCGAUCUGCUUGCUGGCUAUGCUGCUCAGAGAAGAGAGAGAGACUUUGUACAAAAAACCCGACGAGGGGGACGAUGCAGCGACGACGGGAAGGCGAGCGCUUUUUGAGAGGAACCUAUCGAGAAAAGAAGCCGGAUGGAAAAGCAGCAGCAGCAGAGCAGUGGCUUUGUAGGAAGGGUUGGGCAGGGCGAGGAAAUAUAUACACACACAGAAAGAUGAAGAAAAAAAAAAGUGAUGAAAUCGCGGGCAGAAAAAGAGCGAGACGCCGCUGCCAGCGCUGUUAGGCCUAACUCAAAUUUAGCACUCCCCUUCUUCAGCUGCUCGUAAUAUUAUUUUUCUUCUCUCUUCCCCCCACUCUUUGUCGGGUCGUCACACUCUCUGAGAGAAGAAGAAAAAAAAAAGUCACCUCCGCAAAACAGCCCCUUAGAAGUCGAAGCCCAUCCUUUUAUCUUCAUUUUUCUUUCUCUUGUUCCUUGGCUUCCCACAUGCGCUCUUUCUCUUUUCCUAUCAUCAAACCGCGUCGAACUCCCAUCUUCGCAUGUUUUUUGGGGGCUUGGUUUAUUUUAACAUCCAAAACAUUGCGGUUGUACCGUUAUGCACGAUUUUCUUUCGGCCGCAUAACUGCCCACUUUUUUAGAGCAUAAUGAGUUGAUCGACGCCGCCUUAACAAUUGUCGCCGAACGAGUCGCCCUAGUUUUUUUCAUUUUUCGUCUUUUACUCGGUGAAUUUAAUUUCCCAGUGUUUUCCAAGGACAUCUGCUCUGUGCUUUUUCUCCCCGCCGCCCCUCCCCAUUUUUGCGCGUCUCUUAAGGACAUGUUUUAUUCUCUGUUCUCUUAGGACAUUAUUUUUGCUCAUUUGUUUUGUGUGCAUGUACUUCACGCUGCCCGACCUUCUCGGGCAUCCUCCCUAGGAUUUCUUUAGAAGUGAUACCAAGCCCUGUGUCCAACAUUACCGGCGAGUGCAACAGUGGCAGUGCUUUGCCUGUGCUGCUUUGGAAAGAAAGGGUGUCAAGAUUGAAGUAGUGUGUCGCCGCCCUCUUGCAGUGAAGCUUCUUUGCCUCUGUCAACGCACCUCCGCUUGUCAACCGUGUUAACUUCUCGGAACCCCAGCCGUUUUCCCGGUCUGCCACUCGACAACCCUUUCCGAACCCAGCCGUCCUGUAUGACCUCUUCCCUCACCACUGACCGCAUCAUCGAUUUGGCAAUGCUUGUUUACUUCCCCUCUGGAUGCUUCGAAGCAGUCCAAAACCUGUUCUCCUGUCUUUUUUUUUAUUAUUAUUACUUGCAUAAGUGCUGGAUUAUUAAAGUAUUUUGUGUGUGAGGUA
This is a messenger RNA of Dermacentor albipictus, 2094 nucleotides long. RefSeq names its product ubiquitin-conjugating enzyme E2 eff. Lineage: Eukaryota; Metazoa; Arthropoda; Arachnida; Ixodida; Ixodidae. Gene Ontology annotation, cellular component: nucleus. Gene Ontology annotation, molecular function: ubiquitin conjugating enzyme activity. The record is from RefSeq and is a predicted model, not a curated record. Gene Ontology annotation, biological process: protein polyubiquitination.